AUGCUCGUAGGUGCCAUCAGAACCAAGGGCUCAAGCUGCUUUCCGCACUGCAGCCCCGAGUGCUGCCCACACAGCGGUAGCCGCGGCUGCGGUGCAUCCGUGAGCGUCCGGGUGACCACGACCGACGGCGUCAUCGCGGUUGCCCGCUUCGAGAGCCUCUCGAGCGACCGCGCAGCAGCCGAGCUAGAGAUUGACCCGCGCAAGGUGCGCAGCUCGGCCAAUCCCACGGGCGUCUGGCUCAUGGGCGUCCGUGGCCGACACAACGGCGUCGACUGCUUCCACUUCAACGACCAGGGACGCGACGGGUGGCACUACGAGUGGCAGAGCAGCUCCAGCAGCAAGAAGCGCAGCGAGCGUCACGUCUUCCACGUGUACCUCUGCCGCCGGCUCGCAGCCCAUCGCGUGCGCAUCCUAGACGAGCUCGCGUCAACGCCGUUCACAAUCAAAUCGUACCGCCGCCGGGCAAAGCCGCAAUCGACGUCUUGCUCUGCGCCGUCGACGCCACCGGUGCAACGUGCCAAGCCGUGGACCGUCAAAUACGCCGAGCUGUCCCGCUCGUCCACGCAAGAGACGGCCGGCCGACUCCUCCAGCUCUUUGCGUUGUGCGCGCAGGUGCCCGUCUCGGCAGUGCCCGGCGUGCGACAGCCGCCCACAGCCUUCCUCUUGCGCCAGCUCGCGCCGUUUGACGACUCGACGUCGCGGCUCGAGACGGUCGCGCUCGCCGUCAUCUCGUGGUUCGUCACGUCGUCGUCUUCGCUCCACGCGUUUUGCCGUCGACACGCCAGCAGCGUCUACGACAACACGGCGCUCCACGAAGCGUACAACCGCGCCGUCGACUCGCUCGCCACCAGCCUCGACGCGGUCUUGGCGACGCUCGGCGAGAGCGUGGGCAGUCUCUCGGAGCAGCUGCCGCCGCCGACCGUGUCGCGCCCGUCGCACGCGAUCGGGUUUGAGGCCUUUGCCCACAUCCUGCGGACGUCGCACUCG
Messenger RNA from Saprolegnia parasitica CBS 223.65, 987 nucleotides. RefSeq lists its product as hypothetical. The transcript is spliced from 5 exons. NCBI's taxonomy places the organism in Eukaryota, Oomycota, Saprolegniomycetes, Saprolegniales, Saprolegniaceae. The annotation marks the transcript as partial. The record is from RefSeq and is a predicted model, not a curated record.